Messenger RNA from Paramormyrops kingsleyae, 2657 nucleotides. RefSeq names its product phospholipase ABHD3-like. Lineage: Eukaryota; Metazoa; Chordata; Actinopteri; Osteoglossiformes; Mormyridae. Gene Ontology annotation, biological process: medium-chain fatty acid catabolic process; phosphatidylcholine metabolic process; medium-chain fatty acid biosynthetic process. Gene Ontology annotation, molecular function: A2-type glycerophospholipase activity; glycerophospholipid phospholipase A1 activity; acetylesterase activity. The record is from RefSeq and is a predicted model, not a curated record.
AGGCUGCUAUAGGAUCAGCAUCUCCCCGGUCAUCGCUUUCGCUUGUCUCACUCUCGCACACGCUGACUGCGCUGCGGCAUCCCUCAGCUGCCUUCAUCCGUGUAGUAACAGGGACCCGGCAAUGAUCGCACUGGAGUUCAAUUUCAAUGUCUUGACAAGGGAUCUGCCAGUUUACCUCGAAAACCAAGUUAAAAUCGGGCUUUUCGGCUCUGGAGUGGGGCUGUCACUCGUACUCGGCUUCAGCGCCGCGUACGCCUGCUACUACCUAAUCGCUGUAGCCAAGAAACCUCAGCUUAUUGGAGGUGGGAAAAAGUUCUGCGAGUUCCUGAGGGAGCAAUGUCCCGUGGUGUCGGAAACCUAUUACCCCACUUUUUGGUGCUGGGAGAGCCGCGUUCAGACCCUCCUCAGACCCUUCGUCACAGCGAAGCCCUGGGUCACCUACAGAAACGAGCUCAUUAGAGCAGCAGAUGGAGGACAGAUUUCCCUCGAUUGGUUUGACAACGAUGACAGCGCCGCCUACCCCGACCCCGUCACUAGACCCACCGUGCUUCUGCUUCCGGGGCUCACCGGCACCAGUCGCGAGUCCUACAUCCUGCACAUGGUGCAGCAGAGCCGCGAGUUGGGCUACAGAUGUGUGGUCUUCAACAACAGAGGGGUGGCCGGGGAACAACUACUGACCCCGAGGACGUACUGCGCCGCCAACACUGAGGACCUGGAGGCUGUCAUCGAGCACGUGUACAGGAGCAGUGAGGGAGCCCCCAUGAUGGCUGCCGGGGUCUCCAUGGGAGGCAUGAUGCUGGCUAACUAUCUGGGCCGCAAGGGCCAGGACACGUGUCUGCGCGGGGUGGUGGUCUUCUCAGCCGGCUGGGACGUCUUCGAGUGCACCGCCUCGCUGGAGAAACCCCUGGACCGCUUCCUCUUCAACUCCUACCUCACCAGCUGCCUGCAGGCCUCUGUGGACCGGCAUAGGACAGUCCUUGAGAAAUGUUUUGACAUUGAUCACGUGAUGAAGGCAAAGACCAUCCGUGAAUUUGACGAGAGGUUCACAUCCAUCAUGUUUGGCUACCCAACCAAUGAGGACUACUACCAAGACGCCAGUCCUGUGCACCGCCUCAAGUCCGUCCAGGUGCCCAUGCUGUGUCUCAACGCGGCUGAUGAUGUCUUCUCCCCACACCAUGCCAUUCCAGUGGAGGCAGUGAAGCAGAACCCUAACCUGGCUCUUCUGAUCACAUGCCAUGGCGGCCAUAUUGGCUUCCUGGAGGGCCUGUGGCCUCGCAGAAGCACCUACAUGGACCGGGUCUUCAGGCAGUUUGCUAAGGCCGUCAUCGAGAACGGGAGCAGCCUGAGAGACCUUUAACAGCCAGGACUCGCCUACACCUCCAUACCCUCUCCCUUUAUCCUACCAUGUUCAAAAGAGAGAAAAGAACUACAAAUACUCAACAAUAAACUUUAGAAGGGCACAUCUGACUCAACGCACAAUCGCAAUUCUCCCAAAGCAUGAGUAGCAUUCCUUGUUAGCAUCAUGUUAGUGUUUCUGUAGCGCCCUUCAUUGUGGCUCAGUUGGGAUACAGUUCCUCACACAGCUAGAGAGAGUGAAGGCGGUGUGGCUCGGUCAUGUGUUUGACUGACAGUGUUCAGAAGUACUGUAGCACUUAUGAUACUUUUAAUUUAUCUGUGUUUUUUUAAGAAACCAUUUGAUGUGUAGGUGUAGUCCUCAGGGAUUUUUCAGUUUUGUUUUCUUUGUGCUUUGGUUUUGUUUGUGUUGUUCCCUCUGUUCUUCCAUACUUCCCUACUUGACGUAAUGUGUCGUCCCCUGGAUCUCAGACCGUCUGAAGUGUCACGAUGCAGCAUCGUACACACCAAAUACGAGCAUAAAUGUAAAGCAGAUGACAGUAGCAGUAAAUAUGGUGGAUGAGGAAUGGGAAAUUGCACUAUUUUAGAUAGGGUUGACCUAGCAUACCGGCUAAAACAAAUCUGACUAUGAGCUAUGCUUCUAGCACCCUUCAAGAUUGAGAUUGCAACCAUUCAGUCCACGAAUGUCACAGAGGUAACACUUGAAUAGCUUGUACACAUCGAUGCCAGUGUCUCUGAAAAGCCUUAAUCUCUGCAACUUUGAUAUCGAUGGCUCCUCUCCAGAGGGGGUUUCUCAGUUAGGUUGGAAUCAUAGAAGAAGUUCUGUUCUACCUGGGAAAAGGUGCUCUUAACCUUGAAUAUGUUGCUUUUCCUCAUUAACCCGAGGUGCAGUCAUAUCAGUGUUGGUUUAAAAAGUGUCAUUCACAUGAAGAUGAUGGAUUAGUGCUGUCCGAAAAACAACCUGACUUGUGUGACUAAUUGUCAUAUUGUAUCACGCACGAGAUAUUGCGAUGUUGUUUCUGUGGGACGUUCUGGACCUCCUCUUUACGGCCACCAUGCAUGUCUCGCUCUCUUCGCGAUAGAACUUUUCCGGAUUUUACAGACCUCCCAUUGCAUCCUGUAGCGUAAUAGGCAACAUUUUCUACCGCUAAGACUCUUAGCGUAUUUGUACCGGGUUGUCUAAGACGGUCAUGCAGCAAUAAAAUUUUACCAUAAACUGCAAAUGAUGUACAGUGUGUGUACAUGUACAUAAGUAUAUUAUAAUUGCAUAUGCUGUAUUUAAUAAAUUGUGAAGUAAAUACUGA